UUUAAUUUCAAAACCAGCACGUGUUCACAAAUUCAGGAUUCCAAAUUAAAUUCCAGUUCAACACGUGUUGAUACAAAGAUUAUUUUACUUAACUGCAAAAUGGAUAACGUUCAAAAAAACAAUUCAUCGCCGCUGACGUUGCUGGAAAAGAAAGAAAAGUUACACAAUUUACGCAGCCAAGUCAUCAUGAUGCGUCUCAGCGACGAAACUAGUGACAACAACGAUCUGCAGCACAUCGUGACAACGCUAGUUGGCUGUUUCUCGUCGGAUCCGGAAGUGAUCGUUCCCAGCUGUGAAAUCCUGAGCGAACUGAUGGAUUCCGAUUGCUUCACCGCACUGUCUAUAAGCGUGUUUCGGCGGCUUUUCCGCUAUAUGCCAUUUUUCUUCCAAAACCGAGACAAUAUUCGCAAUGAAAAAAUUGAAACUGUUAAGCUGGUAACGCAAUGCUUGGAACGGUUCCAUCAAAAAUGCCAUCUAAUCGGACAGAUGAUUUCCGAUUUUCCAUUUACAAUGUUGUUCCAUUUGGUGCUGCUUAUUUCUGAGCAGCUAUCAGAAUUCAACGAUCAAGUACAUGUAGUAGAACUCAUCCUUCAAACACUCAACGUAGCGUCGUCUAUGCCCAAACCACAUGGCACAACGGAUAUCAAAAUUAUGCGGAAGUUGAUCACGACAAGCUGCACCGCAAUUAAUAAUCAUUAUUGCACAAACCCCGUAUCCAAAUGCAUUUGGCUAUCCAAAGUUGCACUUCGUUUAAUGCAAGUCUUCAUCAUUCCCGAUCCCUACGAACGAUAUUACUGGAUAGAACACCGCAUCGUCAGCAUCUAUGACACAUUAUUUGCAGUCUUAUUUGGUGAAAUACGAAAGCGUCCAGAAAUCAUCGAGUCGAUGUUCCUGAUCCUCAGUGAUCUACUUCAACAAGAACUACGAUUGGAUAUCAAGCUCGCCAUUAUAGAACAGCUCUUGGACCGGGGAAAUGGCUUGACGGAAACCAUCAAAUUCAUUCAUAGACAUCUAAGCGAACAACUGCUUCCUACCUUCAAUGACGUUCUCUCCGUGAUCCUAGCGCAUUACGUAUGGCAGUUCGAACUCGGCACAGCAAACGACGUGUUCACAAAUCUGAAGCUCAACAUCUACGCCAUAGUACAGGCCGUGAACUGGACGGAGGUAUUACGAAGCAAUUUCAUAAUUUUCUGUCUACCAACGCACGGUACAUCGGCUUGCAAUUUGUGGCUGAUUCUGCUGGUGACCUACUUCGAAGCCGCUCGCCAUGACUGGAAUUCCGUGCAACCUACAAAGCUGGCGUUGAAUAUGAGUACAUUUUUAUCUAUUUGUUGUCUCAAGCGUUACCAGAUUCCUACAUUCCUUCAUAAGUAUGUUCUGGAAGCAAUAGCGAAACUUCACGGUAACAGUUUUCUCAAUCAACACGCAGCCAGCAUCAAAAAGCAGCUGUGUCACCUGGUUGAAAUCGAUAGCAGCCAGGACAUAUUCGGUCUGCUCCCAGUUACCAUUCCUCGUCUCAAAUGGUUCAAGCAAUGUGAUCUUCCUUGGAGAGCAGAGUUCAUUCGUAGACAACGAGUAGAAGCCCUCGAAGAACGUCUUUUUUCUCCUUCUAUCAUCAACGCAAGCCUUCUGGAUUACUUUCCGGUGGAAUUGCUCUACUCGGUUAUUUGCAGCUCAGCGGACAUCACAGCCCAAUCCAACGCUUCCAUGAUACUUUCACGUGUGGCACUACCUUCGGCCAUUUUGGAGAAAAUAGUAAGUGAAAAACUUGCCUUUGAUCGCAGAAGGAAUCGUAAGAAGUGGUACCAAUAUCUGAGGGCAAUCUAUGGUUCACUAAGUCUGCUGAACGAUGAUCAACGAGAACAGGUCACACUUUUCCUGUAUGCAAAGCUACACUCCACCACGAUUGAAACCACUCAAACCAUGCUGCUAAUCGAUUGUAUGACUCGCAUUAUCAUAACGAAAAAAUGAUACUUUGGAAAAACGAAUUUCAUCUGGAAAUAACAAUAAAACUUUGAAAGAAAAAACAUGGUAAGCUUUUAAUUUUACAUAGACCUACCAAUUUCGUUGUUAUUUUGCUCUUUUGAUACUUUUUGCAAACAAACCAAUGAUAUGUUUCGAAAUUUAGUACAUAUUUUUUUUGUACCAAUCAGUAAUUCUAUUUUUAUGGUAAAACUAGCUGUCCCGGCAAACCUUGUCUUGCCAGUUGUGGUGGUUGACAGCUGUUGAGGUCAUUACAGCACAGCACUCUAGAUUGGUUUUAUUGCGGUCAUGUUGACUUUGUACCCAGUUCACACAAAUCUCAGUAUUUUCUAAAUAUUUUUAGUUUUUUAAUUCAUUUUUUCAACUUUUUAUACAUAUAAACACAGCCACCAUGAAUACAAAUCGAACCUUGCAAGAGUCAUUCCGAUCGGUUCAGCCGUUCGUGAGUUUUGUUGCCUCAAAGGGACUCAAAAUUCAUUUUUAUAUAUAUAAGAUAAGACAAGGCUACGACAUCUGCCAGUUCCGUGUCCAAACUUGUUUGGAGUCGGCGAACGUUAUGGGUCGUUAUCGUGAAGGAUGCUCGUAGCGGAUGAGUACCUAGGUUUAACUAGAUGGGAUAAUCUUCUCUGAUCGGAGUGAAAACACUUCGACACUGAUUUUUCAUUUAGGCCUAACUGACAUUUUCGAGUUCUUUUGUGUAUUGAGUUUUCCAAAGAUUUUUUGGUUGAAAUGCGAAGAAGACGACUACAUGUUGCUACAGAAACAAAAAGAAUAAUGAUUUUGUUUGUUUUGAUCAAGUUAUUAGCGAAAGAGAGAGAGUCGACGAAGAGAAAUCGACCAAGUCAGUUAGGCCCUUAUGAAAAAUCAUUGUCGACUUGUUCGGUGCACGGUAUAAACAAUAAACAGAUUUUUUAUUGAGAGUCCUUUUUAUACUCGCAGAUUAACACUCACAUAGUUGUGCAAUGUUUAUUCAAAGUAACUCAAUGAUGGGGGGGUUCAGUUCACAUGGUCGAAACCCCACACUAGGCUGCAUCCAGGACAAAGGCACGGCGAAGGCAAUGUGGAAAGGUAUCGAGGACACUUUCGCAAAGAAGUCAGCAGGUCGGCAGACUCUAAUAUUAGGAAGUAGAUAGCAAGGUUGUACCUCAAGCACAUUUGUUGCAGUGCAAAGAUUGAAUCUGUCAGUUGCGAAUUGUCGGAUCGAAGCUUGAAGAGAGCGAUGUUUGCUCAUCUCUGGCACUAACACUUCCGGAGGAGUCCUGAGACGAGACCGGACAACUGGCUUCUUAUUGAUCUUCUUUUCUUCCAAAAUGUUUGUUGUUUAUUUACGUUUCGCUUCGAUCGUCGUUCGGGCUAGUGUUGCCAAACAUUCUAUGUUGCUUCAAGAUUAAAGUUUUUCACAUAUGAAACAUAAAUGAGAAGUGCCCAUUAAUUUUGUCAUGAAUUUAGGGGGACGGGCAAAGGGAGUUAACUUCCAUAAUUGAUUGUCCAUAGCGUGUUCGUAAAUCAAAACUAAUGAAGGAUUAGUUCUAAAUGAUAUUGGUAAACAUUAUUCUUUGAAAAAAAAAAAACCUUAGUGCUAAAGCUAGAUUUUCGUCAAAAUUGAUUUUCAAUCAAAAUAUUCACCGUUGAGAUGGUGUAACUCUGCUUCCUGGUGAAAGAUUAGGCCUACAUUUUGACAAGAAGAAACGUCUUCAGUUUUGAUUUAAGCUAAAUAUUUUU
Messenger RNA from Aedes albopictus (Asian tiger mosquito), 3705 nucleotides. RefSeq lists its product as uncharacterized. The coding region runs from base 100 to 1971 and encodes 623 amino acids. The record is from RefSeq and is a predicted model, not a curated record. Lineage: Eukaryota; Metazoa; Arthropoda; Insecta; Diptera; Culicidae. The transcript has 3 exons.